Messenger RNA from Girardinichthys multiradiatus, 475 nucleotides. RefSeq names its product 60S ribosomal protein L22-like. Gene Ontology annotation, molecular function: structural constituent of ribosome; RNA binding. The transcript is spliced from 4 exons. NCBI's taxonomy places the organism in Eukaryota, Metazoa, Chordata, Actinopteri, Cyprinodontiformes, Goodeidae. Gene Ontology annotation, cellular component: ribosome. The record is from RefSeq and is a predicted model, not a curated record. Gene Ontology annotation, biological process: cytoplasmic translation. Bases 35 to 427 code for a protein of 130 amino acids.
CAGCUGGUUCUUCCUUUCUGCUAGCCUCUCCGCCAUGGCGCCUAUUCAGAAGAAGCAGAACACCGGCAAAGGUGGGAAGAAGAAAAAGCAGGUGCUGAAGUUCACUCUGGACUGCACCCAUCCUGUUGAAGAUGGCAUCAUGGACGCUGCUAACUUUGAGCAGUUCCUGCAGGAGCGCAUCAAGGUGAACGGGAAAGCUGGCAACCUGGGCGGGGGUGUGGUGUCCAUCGAGAGAAGCAAGAGCAAGAUUACAGUUUCCUCUGAGGUUCCUUUCUCCAAAAGAUAUCUGAAGUACCUGACCAAGAAGUAUCUGAAGAAGAACAAUCUGCGUGACUGGCUGCGUGUCGUUGCCAACACCAAGGAGAGCUAUGAGCUCCGCUACUUCCAGAUCAAUCAGGAUGAAGAGGAGGAGGAAGAUGAAGAUUAAAUUGUCUGAUUUUGUAGAUUUAAAUAAAUUUUGUUUACAGUACAGAAA